AUGCUAGCUAAUGCUAAUCUUAUUCGUGCGCCGUUACCCGAAAAAGGACGGAAUACGAUCUGGAAACUCGGGAAAAGCUUUAAGGAGGUUAUCAUGCUAUCGAUCAAUCCUCAUGUUGUGGUGGGGGCAGCGACCGCCUCUACGACGAAAGAUGAACGCAUCACGGAGACACAAGACGUUCGACGCCGCUUUAUGUUCCAUUUGCAUCCACCUCCUUCUCGCUUCCUCCAACCAGUGGUGAAGGAGAAACACCAAAACUUUAGCAGCGAUGUGGUUCGCAUUCGUUGGAACAUCACUGCUACUGCAUUUUAUCUCAGAUCUACUUCUUCGACAGUCAAGAACAUUUGA
Molecule: messenger RNA, 348 nt
Organism: Necator americanus (New World hookworm)
Lineage: Eukaryota; Metazoa; Nematoda; Chromadorea; Rhabditida; Ancylostomatidae
Exons: 1
Coding region: 1-348 (115 amino acids)
Source: RefSeq, a predicted model, not a curated record